AUGCUUCUUAUCAUCCUGCUAUACACGCCAGCGUUCGCAACAGAUUCGUAUGACGCACACAACACGGUUACGUGCGACGGAAUAUUUUUUCAAGACGUCUACUACGAUAGGGAAGUGCUGGUUAAAAAUCUAGGGCGGCCCUACAACCUGGUGCUGCAUAAGUACUCGGGCUACUUGUUCUUCAGCCACACGAUCCGCGACGGCGAUCAGGUGGACUUCGGCAUUAUGUCGUGUCACGUUGACAGCAAGGAGUGCAAACCCAUAACGGGCGUGCCGGGCGGCUACGCCAUCGGCUACGACAAGGAGAACGACGAGCUCUACUUCGGCGGCCACGACGGGAUCUACAAAUACAAUUUCCGGACCACAAAGGCCGAGUUCUUCGAGGAGGACGGCAAAUCCAUCUGGGCAAUAUUCAUCAGGAGGAAUUUCUACUACAUAGAGUACCCCUCCCAGAGGCUCUACGUGUACAAGCACGAUAAGUUCGUGACGGUUUACGAGGACAUAGGUAUCGAGGUGUUCAACUUUUUCAUAACGAAGAACUUAGAGAUAUACUUCUCCAACAAAACCGCCCUGUACAAAGUGGACAGGACCAGCGAGUUCCCCAUAAUGUUGGACGACGAGACUGUGGUGAGACAAAUCGUCGAGGACACAUACGGCGAUGUUUACUUCUGCAAUAACGACGGGAUACACAUGGAGGACAAGCCGUAUAAGAGACUGAAGCGCAUAGCCCUCAUCGAGCAGUGCUUCGGUAUGACUUUCGAUGAGCAGCAACGGCUGUUAUACUCAGACACGGACAAUAUCUACAGAUUGAAUCCAAGCCAGGACGCCCAAUAUUGCUACGAUAAACUCAUUUACAGUAAGCGUAAACGGAACCAAAGU
This is a messenger RNA of Iphiclides podalirius (scarce swallowtail), 879 nucleotides long. NCBI's taxonomy places the organism in Eukaryota, Metazoa, Arthropoda, Insecta, Lepidoptera, Papilionidae. The record is from the annotation of a GenBank genome assembly.